Molecule: messenger RNA, 1863 nt
Organism: Fraxinus pennsylvanica
Lineage: Eukaryota; Viridiplantae; Streptophyta; Magnoliopsida; Lamiales; Oleaceae
Source: the annotation of a GenBank genome assembly
AUGUCGAUUAUGCUAGUGACGAGCUUGGGAGACAUAGUGAUGGACUUAUACACAGAUCGCUGCCCCUUGACCUGCAAAAAUUUUCUCAAGCUUUGCAAGAUUAAGUAUUACAAUGGCUGCCUUUUUCACACUGUACAAAAAGAUUUCACUGCCCAGACAGGUGAUCCUACUGGAACAGGAUCAGGCGGUGAUUCUGUAUACAAAUUCCUGUAUGGUGAUCAGGCUCGCUUUUUCGGGGAUGAAAUCCAUUUGGAUGUAAAACAUUCAAAGAUUGGUACUGUUGCGAUGGCUAGUGCUGGAGAAAAUCUUUAUGCAUCCCAGUUCUACAUCACACUGCGUGAUGAUCUCGAGUAUCUUGAUGGAAAGCACACUGUAUUUGGGGAGGUUGCAGAAGGUCUAGAUACGCUUACCAGAAUAAACGAAGCCUAUGUGGAUGCAAAGGGCAGGCCUUACAAAAAUAUUAGAAUCAAGCACACAUACAUAUUGGACGAUCCUUUUGAAGAUCCUUCCCAACUAGCUGAGUUGAUUCCUGAUGCUUCACCUGAAGGAAAACCAAAAGAUGAGGUUGAUGAUGAUGUGCGACUGGAAGAUGAUUGGGUCCCCAUGGACGAGCAACUUGGUCCACAAGAGCUUGAGGAAGCAUUGCGCUCAAAGGCUGCUCAUUCGAGUGCAGUAGUACUUGAAAGUAUAGGAGACAUUCCUGAUGCUGAAAUGAAACCUCCUGACAGUGUGCUGUUUGUAUGUAAACUAAAUCCUGUAACUGAAGAUGAGGACUUGCACACAAUAUUUUCACGCUUUGGAACUGUGACUUCUGCAGAAGUUAUCCGAGAUUACAAAACAGGAGAUAGUUUGUGCUAUGCUUUUAUUGAAUUUGAGGACAAAGAAGCCUGUGAACAGGCAUAUUUUAAGAUGGAUAACGCUCUUAUUGAUGAUCGAAGGAUUCACGUUGAUUUUAGUCAAAGUGUUGCAAAACUAUGGUCUCAGUAUAGACGCAAAGGCCAGGCGGGUAAAGGAGGAGGUUGCUUCAAAUGUGGUUCUCUUGAUCACAUUGCUAAAGACUGCACUGGGGAUCCCACCAUCAAGCAGCAACAUUCCAAGUAUAUAUUGAAGGAUGAUAACACUCAACGCGGUGGAGAUGAUAAUACAAGGUUUGAAAUGGUAUUUGAUGAAGAUCCUACUGGAAGUCCCAGACAAAGUAAGACAAGAAGAGACCAUAAAGCUGAAAAUCAUGACCAGAAACAACGUAUGAAACGGGGAAAUUCUUCUGACCGCAAAGAUCAGUAUGACAGAAGGGAUUCACAUGACUUGCAUAGGAGGGAAAGAUCCAAAGAUCACAAGGAAGAUGAGAGGCAUCUACGGCGUCGAAUGAGCCCAUAUGGAGGAAGAGAGAGAGAUUAUCCAGCAAAAGAGGCAUUGGAUCGUGGAAGAAAAGCUGAUGGCGCUGGCAGCAGGAACAGGGCAGAUGAGGAAGAGUAUAAGAAAAGACGCUCUGAUGAUGCUGGCCAUAAAGAUAAGGGGGAGAAGCGAGACUAUGAAAAGAGCCAUGCAGAUGCUGGUCAUAGAUACAAGCGGGAUGAGAGAGAGAGCAAAGAAAGGCAUGUAGAUAUUGAACGUGGGGACAGGAAUGAUGAGAGAGAUUCUAAAAGGAGGAGUACUGAUGAUUAUCUUCGGGGGAGUCUCCGGGACGAAGUGAGCCAUGAUAACAGUAGACAGGCCAUCAGAGAAGGGUCAAAUAACAGAAUGAUGCAUGAUGGUCACAAACGAAGAGGUGAAGAACGGUUUGCCGAUACAAGAAGUUCUAAAGAUGACCGCAUCCGAGACCGUGAUCGUGACCGUGACCGUGACCGUGGCAGAAGGAACUGA